AUGAUCUAUUCGUUUUAUAUUUAUGACAGACAUUGUCAAUGUAUCUAUCACAGACAAUACAACCCUCACGAGGAUCUUAACAAAGCUAACGAUUCAGAUAUUUCAAAAUUGUUAUUUGGUGUUUUAUAUAGUUUGAAAAAUUUAUCAGGUAAAUUAGGUGACAAUGAAGCAUUCAAUAGCCUCAGAUCAUUUUCAACCACCAAUUUCAGGAUUCAUUAUCUAGAGACUUUAUCAAAUUUUAAAUUCAUAUUAAUAUCUGAUAAUUCAAUUGAUAACUUACAAAAUAUCUUAUGGGAAUUAUAUUCAGUUCAUUUCAGAAAUAAUAUAGUUUUGAAUCCCUUGAGUCCCAUAGAUUUUAAUGAAGAGAUCAUUGACAAUGUGAAAUUUGUUCAUCAAACUGAUGAAUAUAUAAAAUCAUUGUCAGUAUUUAAUUAG
Molecule: messenger RNA, 435 nt
Organism: Yamadazyma jaroonii
Lineage: Eukaryota; Fungi; Ascomycota; Pichiomycetes; Serinales; Debaryomycetaceae
Source: the annotation of a GenBank genome assembly